AUGGAUAUAAAUAAUACGGGAGAAAUAAAAGAUGGCGAACCUGUUCGACCCCUUGUAGCCGUGGAAGCGCCACCUAUACUUGAAGUGUCAAAACAAAAGCUUGAUGGAAAUUUCAAAAAGAAAAGGAGACGCGGGAAAUCUAAACGUAAAAUUAUGAAACCUUUUUCUAAAAUUCCUUGGCAGGACCGAAGAAAGAAUGAUCAAUCUAAAAGAAUUAACAGAUUUCGUAAGAUCGUUUUGGCUAAAACUCAAGCACCUUUUAACAACAAUCAAUUUCUUAUGGAAAUUCAUAAACCGGAACCUGAGAACAAUUUUCAUAAUUUAAGAACACCAUCAGCUCGCACUCGAGAUUCCAGCUUUAGCGUAGAUUCCGAAGACAAUUAUUUUUUUUCACUGCCAGAAGACGAAGAGGAGUAUCUGACAAAAGAAUUUUCCAGCGUGUAUGAAGAUGCUCAGAGUGAACGUUUGUCCAAUAUGUCGAAAAACGAGCUAAUUGAAGAAUAUAUUUUACUAGAAGCUAAAUAUGAUAAUGUUGUUAAAAGAACAGAACGGUCGAAAGUUAAGGAAAGUGAGUUCGAAAAUUCUACAUUGACAGAUAGAGAUACAUCUGUAACGGACAAAGACAGUAUGGUCACUGAUCGAGAUACCUCUGAGACUUCUGUUACUGGAUCAAUGGAUGAGUCUUCCGUGGCGGAAUUACUGCAACAACUUAAAGAGCAAGCAGAUCAGAUUCGUGAGCUUCAGAUAGCUAAUGAGAAGUUGAGGGCAGAAAAUGAACACUUGCGCCGUCAAACACAGAGUUCUAGUGAAGAUUCAGAGAGUGACAGUUCUUCCAGUUCAGAUAGUGCCAGUAGUUCUAGUAGGUGCAAUAGCUCUCACGAUGAAGCACCAGCAAAUUGUGAACAUUUACCGAAUGGAAUUGAAGUUGAAACAAAUGGUGAACAUGAUACAGCAGAUGUGCAUACAGCUUACCCUCUUGUCAAUGGUUUCCACACUUCAACAGAA
This is a messenger RNA of Iphiclides podalirius (scarce swallowtail), 1005 nucleotides long. The record is from the annotation of a GenBank genome assembly. NCBI's taxonomy places the organism in Eukaryota, Metazoa, Arthropoda, Insecta, Lepidoptera, Papilionidae.